AAUGUCUAUUAUUUCCUCCAAUUGGCCGGCUGGGCUUCGAGCAGGACAGCAGCCGUCUCUGUUGGUCCUAGUCACCUCCAGCUCCAGAAGCUCCCUCUCAUCACUCCAGACUCCAGAGCCCAGUCACCUGGCAUGGAAGCUCCAUAGUUUAAAGACCUCCCUCUGACACGUGUCACCUUCCCGCCACACGUGUCCACACGCGAGCAAGCCUCGCUCGUAUUUAGAACGCGUCUCGCGACGAUCCUCCGGCGACCUCUCCCGUCUGAGAGAUCGAUCGACCUCGAACUCGAUCGACGAUCAUCGCGCGCGCCACCAAGAAAACCUCACCACUCUCACCGGAAUCGUUUCAGCCAUGGCGGCCGCCGCGCACGAAGGCAUGACCCACCGCGUGGCCACAAGCAGGAACGACGGCGGCGGCAGUGACGCCGCGGCGGUCUCGGGUCCUAACAAGAAGCCCGGCGGUGGCGGUGGCGGUGGCGGUGGCGGCCGCGUCAGCAGCAGCAGCAGCAGCAGCAGCAGGCGAGGGCUCCGCUCGCUCGCCGCCGCGGUAUCCCUCUCGGCGGCGCUGACGGCGCUGUCCUUCUUCUUCGCCGCGGGCGGCGGGCACUCCUCGUCCUCGCCGCCUUCGGCGUCGACGACGACGGUGGCGAUGGUGCGUGCGGGGUCGGUGGCGUCGGAGGCGGUGCUGGCGCUGGCGGCGUGGAUGGCGUGGGCGGAGGGCGGGGUGCACGCGCGGCCGGCCGCCACGCUGCUCCCCUACGCCGCGCAGCUGGGCGCGGCCCUGGCGUGGGCGCCGCUCGUGCUGGGCCAGGGCCACGCCGCGGCGCCGCGCGCCGGACUCGCCUGCUGCGCCGCCAUGGCCGCGGCCGCCGUGGCGUGCGCGCGCGGGUUCGGCGCCGUUAACCCCGUCGCUGGCGACCUCGCCAAGCCCGCCGUCGCAUGGGCCGUCAUCCUCGCCGUCGUCAACUACAAGAUGCUCUGAGCUCUCCCCACCUUUGUGCAUGCAGCAGGGCCUCCGUACCACACUCUUCUUCUUCUUCUUCUUCUUCUUCUUCUUCUUUCUCGCGAGUGCACAGUGUUUUGGUGUGAUACGUUCUGUAUACCGUAUGACGCUUUGUAGCGACUUGCUCCCUACUACACAUGUACGUACUACUCUUGCCGUGUGGUGUGUGAACAUUACAUAUCCUUUGUUUCCUUGGUUUACUGCUCUUGUGUGCGUUACGAUUGUGAUGUGUAUAUAUACAAAUAUAUUUGGAGGGA
Molecule: messenger RNA, 1260 nt
Organism: Sorghum bicolor (sorghum)
Lineage: Eukaryota; Viridiplantae; Streptophyta; Magnoliopsida; Poales; Poaceae
Product: translocator protein homolog
Exons: 1
Coding region: 353-982 (209 amino acids)
Cellular component (GO): membrane
Source: RefSeq, a predicted model, not a curated record